AUGUCCAAACUGGCAGGACUGAGAGACAGCUCGAACCUACUAGGUGAGAAAAACAAGCUUCUGGUUGCCAACAGAGGUGAGAUUCCCAUCAGAAUCUUCCGUUCGGCGCAUGAGCUGUCAAUGAAGACGGUCGCUAUCUACUCGCACGAGGACAGACUGUCGAUGCACAGACUCAAGGCAGACGAGGCGUACAUGAUCGGCAAAGAAGGCAAGUACACGCCCGUGGGCGCGUACCUGGCAAUCGACGAGAUCUUGAAGAUCGCCAAAGAGCACAACGUGGACUUCAUCCACCCGGGGUACGGGUUUUUGUCUGAGAACUCGGAGUUCGCGCAGAAAGUCGAGGCUGCAGGGAUCACGUGGAUCGGCCCUUCGGCAGAGGUCAUCGAGUCUGUGGGUGACAAGGUUUCUGCGAGAAACCUCGCUGCCAAGGCCGACGUGCCUGUUGUGCCUGGUACGCCGGGCCCUAUUGACUCCGUGGAGGAAGCGCAGGCCUUCGUCGAGGAGUACGGAUACCCGGUCAUCAUCAAGGCUGCCUACGGUGGUGGUGGUAGAGGUAUGAGAGUCGUUCGCGAGGGCGACGACAUCGCCGACGCGUUCCAGCGUGCCACCUCCGAAGCCAAAACCGCCUUCGGAAACGGAACCUGUUUCAUCGAGAGAUUCCUCAACAAACCUAAGCACAUUGAGGUCCAACUUCUCGCUGAUGGAUACGGCAACGUCGUUCACCUGUUCGAGAGAGACUGUUCCGUGCAGAGAAGACACCAGAAGGUCGUGGAAGUCGCUCCUGCCAAGACCUUGCCCAAGGACGUGCGUGACGCUAUUCUAACCGAUGCCGUCAAGCUGGCAAAGGUCGCAGGCUACAAGAACGCAGGUACUGCUGAGUUCUUGGUCGACGACCAGAACAGACACUACUUUAUCGAAAUCAAUCCAAGAAUCCAGGUUGAGCACACAAUCACAGAGGAAAUCACCGGUAUCGAUAUCGUUGCUGCUCAAAUUCAAAUUGCCGCCGGCGCUUCGCUGCAGGAGCUAGGCCUUCUGCAGGACAAAAUCAUUACUCGUGGUUUCGCCAUCCAAUGUAGAAUCACCACCGAAGACCCCGCCAAGAACUUUCAGCCAGAUACCGGCCGUAUUGAGGUCUACCGCUCUGCAGGUGGUAACGGUGUUAGACUGGACGGUGGUAACGCCUACGCGGGCUCCAUCAUUUCGCCUCACUACGAUUCCAUGUUGGUCAAGUGCUCUUGCUCUGGCUCUACUUAUGAAAUUGUCCGUCGCAAGAUGUUGCGUGCCUUGAUUGAAUUCAGAAUCAGAGGCGUGAAGACAAACAUUCCAUUUUUGUUGACUCUGUUGACCAACCCCGUAUUUAUUGAUGGUUCCUAUUGGACCACUUUCAUUGACGACACUCCUGAGUUGUUCAAGAUGGUAUCUUCUCAGAACCGUGCUCAGAAGCUCCUGCACUACCUUGCAGACUUGGCUGUCAAUGGCUCCUCUAUCAAGGGUCAAAUGGGUCUACCUAAGUUGCACACGCAGCCAUCAGUUCCAACCCUGCACGACUCUAACGGAGAGGUGAUCGACGUCCUCACAACCCCCCCACCUUCGGGGUGGAGACAAGUUUUGCUGGAACAAGGUCCAGCUCAGUUUGCCAAGGCUGUUCGCCACUACAAGGGUACUUUGUUGAUGGACACUACAUGGAGAGAUGCUCACCAGUCGCUGUUGGCUACUAGAGUUCGUACCUACGACCUUGCUGCCAUUGCCCCAACUACCGCCCAUGCUCUGUCUGGCGCUUUCGCGCUUGAAUGUUGGGGAGGUGCCACUUUCGACGUCGCCAUGAGAUUCUUGCACGAAGACCCAUGGGAGCGUUUGAGAAUUUUGAGAAAGCUUGUUCCAAACAUUCCAUUCCAAAUGUUGCUGCGUGGUGCCAACGGUGUCGCUUACUCCUCGCUGCCUGACAAUGCCAUCGACCACUUUGUCGAGCAAGCCAAGGAGAACGGAGUUGACAUUUUCAGAGUGUUUGACGCUUUGAACGACCUCGAGCAGCUCAAGGUUGGUGUCGAUGCUGUCAAGAAGGCGAAUGGUGUCGUUGAAGCUACCAUCUGUUACUCCGGUGACAUGCUGCAGCCUGGAAAAAAGUACAACUUGGACUACUACCUAGAGAUUACCGACAAGAUCGUUCAGAUGGGUACUCACAUCUUGGGUAUCAAGGAUAUGGCUGGUACAUUGAAGCCAUCUGCUGCUAAAUUAUUGAUUGGCUCCAUUAGAGCCAAGUACCCAGACCUUCCAAUCCACGUUCACACUCACGACUCCGCCGGUACCGCUGUUGCUUCCAUGGCUGCUUGUGCCUUUGCCGGUGCUGAUGUUGUUGAUGUGGCCACCAACUCUAUGUCUGGUAUGACUUCGCAGCCAUCGAUUAACGCUUUGCUCGCGUCUCUAGACGGUGAAAUCGACACUGGUGUGAACGUCAACAUGGUGCGUGAGCUUGACGCUUACUGGGCGCAAAUGAGAUUGCUCUACUCUUGCUUCGAGGCAGACUUGAAGGGCCCAGAUCCAGAAGUUUACGAGCACGAAAUUCCAGGCGGACAACUCACCAACCUGCUUUUCCAGGCCCAGCAAUUGGGACUUGGAGAAAAAUGGGCUGAAACCAAGAGGGCUUACAGAGAUGCCAACUACCUGCUUGGCGACUUGGUGAAGGUCACUCCAACCUCUAAAGUUGUUGGUGACUUGGCGCAGUUUAUGGUGUCCAACAAAUUGACUCCAGACGAUGUCAGACGUUUGGCAUCCUCUUUGGACUUCCCAGACUCUGUUAUGGAUUUCUUUGAGGGUUUAAUCGGACAGCCAUACGGUGGCUUCCCUGAGCCAUUGAGAUCCGAUGUUUUGAAGAACAAGAGAAGAAAGCUGACUUGCCGUCCCGGUCUUGAGUUGGCUCCGUUCGACCUGGCCGGAAUCAAGGAAGAUCUUCAAGAUAGAUUUGGCGACAUCGACGAAUGUGACGUUGCGUCAUACAACAUGUAUCCAAAGGUUUACGAAGACUUCCGCAAGAUGAGGGAAACCUACGGUGAUCUGUCGGUGCUACCAACCAAGAACUUUUUGUCUCCACCAACCGUUGGCGAGGAAAUUGUUGUCACCAUCGAGAAGGGUAAGACUCUGAUCAUCAAGCCUCAGGCGAUUGGUGAACUGAACAAGGAAACUGGUUUGAGGGAAGUGUAUUUCGACCUAAACGGCGAAUUGAGAAAGGUUUCUGUUAUUGACAAGUCUCAAAAGGUUGACACUUUGUCGAAGCCAAAGGCUGAUGCCCACGAUCCCUUCCAGAUCGGCGCACCAAUGGCGGGCGUCAUCAUUGAAGUCAAGGUUCACAAGGGUUCCUUGGUCAAGAAGGGUCAACCUAUUGCUGUCCUGAGUGCCAUGAAAAUGGAAAUGGUUAUCUCCUCCCCCACAGACGGGCAAGUCAAGGAUGUGCUAGUUAAGGAUGGUGAAAAUGUGGACGCCUCUGACCUCCUGGUAUUCUUAGAGGAAUCUGUCCCACCAAAAGAAUAG
Lachancea thermotolerans CBS 6340 is the source of this 3525-nucleotide messenger RNA. It is a transcript of the gene PYC2, whose product is annotated as pyruvate carboxylase 2. The record is from RefSeq and is a predicted model, not a curated record. Gene Ontology annotation, cellular component: cytoplasm. NCBI's taxonomy places the organism in Eukaryota, Fungi, Ascomycota, Saccharomycetes, Saccharomycetales, Saccharomycetaceae. The coding region runs from base 1 to 3525 and encodes 1174 amino acids. Gene Ontology annotation, molecular function: metal ion binding; ATP binding; pyruvate carboxylase activity. Gene Ontology annotation, biological process: gluconeogenesis; pyruvate metabolic process. The transcript has a single exon.